Paraglomus brasilianum is the source of this 1866-nucleotide messenger RNA. The record is from the annotation of a GenBank genome assembly. Lineage: Eukaryota; Fungi; Glomeromycota; Glomeromycetes; Paraglomerales; Paraglomeraceae.
AUGGCUUCAACAAGGUCUCCCCUACCAGACUCUGACCGUGACUGGCAAAGACCGUCUCCAUCAGUUUCAAAUCAAAGACGCACACAAAGUCGUCCGAACCGCCCCAUAAGCCAAGCAAUACAUCAACAAAAAUCAUCCCAGCUACCUACUCAGAAUGUUUUGCAACCGAAAACCGUGCCUACAUCAAAUACCGCAACAUUAGUACUCAUACCAACAAAUAGCACAUUUAAUCAGAAAGUUAUUAAUCUCGCAGACAAGGCUAAAGUCCGUAUAGGGCGACAGACUAAUCCAAAAACUGUGCCAACUCAAUAUAAUGGCUACUUUGAUAGCAAAGUUCUAUCAAGAGUCCAUGCAGAAAUAUGGAAUGACGGUGGACGGCUGUUGAUUAAGGAUUUGAAAUCAAGCAACGGGACCUUUUUGAAUGACCAAAGACUUAGUCCAGAAGGCACUGAAAGUGAACCCACGGAAUUGCAACCCGGUGACAAACUUGAAUUUGGCAUCGAUAUCGUUGGCGACGACAACAGAACCGUGAUUCAUCAGAAAGUCUCGACAGAAGUCAAAAUUAUAUCAAGUUCCUCCAAGCGAGUGCCGACUACCGAUGUAUCACGCCCUCAAGUCAGGAGGAACAGGCCUGACAUUGGUGGUGUGCGUCAAAGAUUGCAAAAUGAACUUACCGCGGCUUUAAAUACAAACGAUAAGAUUAUGUUUGCAAAAUCUGAAGUUAAAGAGAUGAGUAAACAGCUGUGGGAGAAGAAAAACGAGACCUUGUUUGAGCUGGCAAGAUACACAAGACAAAAGGAAAUGGUUGCAGCAAACAGUGGCAGCAUCGAGUCGCAGAAGCAUGCUGAAAACGUGCGGGCAGAAGAGUCUAUUGCCAAGAAAGAAGCGAAAGAAGAGCAGGCACCUGAUGACGUGAAGCAAAAUUCUACGGUUGAUAUGGAUGUCACGAAAGAAACUGCAACGAAAGAAACUGCAACGGCAGAAAACGUGAAUUCACCAGUCGAGCAAAAAGGUUCAGACUUGCAAGAACCCGAUAGGUCGGACUCGGUCGAUACUGUUUUGGGGAACGCCCAUGCUGAAGAUACCGUUUUGAAUAAUUCGGUAAUAAUCAAGUACGUUCCGGAAGUAUCUCACAAGGACAAACCGAUUGAUAUGCGUUAUCACCUGGAACAACUUCGGGAAGUAUGCGAAAAACUUCGUGAAGAACUCAAGACGGAGCGAGAAGUCUCUGAAGCUCUUCGUCAUGAAUUAUCUGAUAGCAAAUCACUAAUGGCCUCACUGACCGAACGAUUUCGACUCGAGCGGGAGAGCAUGCUGCAGCAAAUUGAAUCUUUAAAGAAAAAUGAUGUCAGAUUCCUCCAAGACCAACAAGCCGUGCAUGCUAACGUAACAUCCCCAUCGGCCGAAAACUUGAAAGAAAUAAUAGAGCACAAAAUCAAAGAAGCCCUGCAACUCGAAAGGGAGAAGUUAGAGGAAGAAAUCAACGAACGAGAACGCCAGCAGUAUCAAAUAAAAUUGGAUAGCGAGAUAAAACAAGAGAAAAUGCGAUUGGCUGAGGAAUCGCGUUCAGCGAUAGAGACGCAGGUGGCUGAACAGAUGAAUGCGUUCAAAGAAGAAUGGGUGAUGAGAAUAAGAAAUCGCAAGAAUCAUAGGAAAGAUCCAUCUAAUCCUGUCAAAACCUCCGAGUCGACUGAUGAGUUUAUGGAUGACGAGAUGAUAGAGGCAACGCUAGUUGCUUCUGCGAAUGCAGUCAAAUCACCAAUUCGUCAAGAAAAGUCAACGGGGAAUGCCGACAACUCUGCACUAUUAAAAGUCACCUUUGGAAUUGCCAUGCUUGGGCUUUGCGUCUUGUUGGUUCGCCGUUGA